Messenger RNA from Penicillium canescens, 498 nucleotides. RefSeq lists its product as uncharacterized. The transcript is spliced from 3 exons. Lineage: Eukaryota; Fungi; Ascomycota; Eurotiomycetes; Eurotiales; Aspergillaceae. The record is from RefSeq and is a predicted model, not a curated record. Bases 1 to 498 code for a protein of 165 amino acids.
AUGCCCGUCGGACCCCGAGUCUCCAAAGAAGAAUUCAUGCACGCACUGGGUCUAAACCCCCAAGAUGUCCACCACGAGCAAUACUACCGCGCCAUGCGCGACGAAGCAAUAAUGGUCUACAACCGCAUGAAUCAAGACACCUCCGACCUCCUCGACAACAUCCGCGCAGACCCAAACACACGCCCGCCGUUCUUCUGGCACCACAUCCGACCAGAUCGACAGCGCUGGGCGAUUCUUGAGAUCUGGCGCAAUGCAGCACCGCUUACGAGGCCGUUGUUUGAUCGUGGAAUUACCAAUGGCGAGUAUGGACCCAAUUGGGUUGCUGGGUGGUUGUUGUAUAGCGUCUUUCGAUCGCGGGAUGUGAGAAAUAAUCGGAAUCGGAGGAAGGGGGAGGCUGGCGCUGCUGGGGGUGCGGUUGAGUCUGAUAGGCGCUCUAGGCAGGUUGAGGAGACGGCGCCGAAGAAGUAUUAUGAUCCUGUGCGGAAUGGGACUUUGUGA